Messenger RNA from Chelonoidis abingdonii (Abingdon island giant tortoise), 4389 nucleotides. NCBI's taxonomy places the organism in Eukaryota, Metazoa, Chordata, Testudines, Testudinidae. The record is from RefSeq and is a predicted model, not a curated record.
AUGCUGCGCCCCGGAAGCAGCCAGCAACAGGUCCGGCUCCUAGGCGGGGAGACCACGGGCUCCGCAUACUGCCCCUGCCCUGAGCACCGACUCUGCACUCCCAUUGACCUGCAGGUCACCAUGAUGCAGGGCUUCAAGCAGCGCGACCUGCAGAUUGGGCCCACCCCCCAGGAUACACACGUGCCCAUCCCCUGCCCACUCUCUGCCCCUGCUAGCGGCACCACCCAGGGGCUCUGGCAUGUUAACUGCCCGGGGGUCUGGCGGAGCGAGGGUGGGGUCAUGUCCCCAGAGCUCCAGUUUAGCGGCCAGGAGAGGCUGUUCCGGGAGGUGGGGGGAGACGCGCAGCGGGAGGGUGUGAGGAGCAGGGAGCUCUUGCUGAAGCUCUGCUCCCCCCUCGAUGUCCCAGCAGGUCCCCUUGUCAGGAUGGCCUGGCGCCUGCUGCUGCUGCUCCCCUUGCUCUUGGUGGCGGUUUCAGGGAAUACGGCCCCGAGGUUCAACAUCACCAUUGCCUAUGUGUCCGAGAACCUGUCCGUGGGGUUGCCCCUCAUGGACGUCCAGAUCGAUAUCUCCCGGCAGCAGGUGGAGCGGAUCUUUGGGCUGGAGGAGUACUGGUGCCAGUGCGUCGCCUGGAGCUCCUCGGGGACCACCAAGAGCCAGAAGGCCUAUGUGCGGCCGAAAGCCAAACUCAGCGUCACAUACUCAGUGACGACCAAUCAAACACUGAGAGCAGUGCCCGUCGCGGCUGGGCCGGGGCCCCAAGCCCCUGUCCCUGAGCCGGCGCCUCUGCUCCUGCAGGUCUCCGGGAAGCUGACCAUCAUUGUGCAGGACUGGAACGACAACCCCCCCAUCUUCCAGAACCAGCCCUACAUCACCAACCUCUCGGAGGUGCAGGAGGAGAAGCUGGACAUCUACGGGCAGGUGGCUCAGGCCAGCACCACAGUGACUGUCCAGGUGACCGAUGUCAACGACAACACGCCCCAGUUCUACGACUGCGAGCUCCCUGCCUGCGACUUCGCUGCCAGCCCUCAGAGCAGCUUCGGGGGCUCCCUCGAGGAGCAUUCCUCUGCCAGGGUGCCCGUGGGUGGCCUCCGCAUUGUGGCCCACGACCCUGACAAGGGCUUCAAUGGCACCUUUGAGCUGCAGCUGCAGGGCCCAGAUGCCGCCUCCUUCUCCGUCUCGCCCACAAGGAUCACGGGCACAGGGGCGGUGCAGGUCCUGGUGAAGGACCCCAGCACCGUGGAUUACGAGCAGGUUCAUGUGAUGACAGUAGAGAUUGUUGCCAAUGACACCGGGAACCCCAGCAACUGCUGCUCCAUCGCCACAGUGACCAUCCAGCUGUUUGACAUCAACGACCACAGCCCUGAGUUCGGGCAGAGCGUGUACUGGCUGCAGGUGCCAGAGAACAGCCCAGUGGGCACCGUCAUCUCUAUCAUCACGGCCACUGACCCGGACAGCGCCAGCUUUGGCAGGAUCACCUACAGGCUGCUGCCCGAGAGCAUCCUGGACAUCUUUGCGGUGAACGCCAGCAGUGGGGAAGUGCUGGUGCGGAACGGCAGCUUGCUGGACCGCGAGACCCGCUCGGUCUAUUACGUCACCCUGCAGGCCGUGGACGGGGGGAACAUGACCGGCUCCACCUACCUCGAGAUCACCCUGCUGGACGUCAACGACAACACCCCAGUCGUCAGCGGUUCCUACAACAUCUUCGUCAACGAGGAACAGGAGAACAUCAGCAUCCAGAUCCAGGCCUUUGACAACGACGAGCCCGGCACCAACAACAGUCGCCUGCGCUUCCAGCUGGAGCCCGGGGCCUUCAGUACCAACUUCACCAUUGACUCCGCCACGGGGGUGCUGCACAGCCUGGGGGUGCUGGACCGCGAGGCCAUAGAACCGGCGCUGCAGGGGAAGGUGGUGGUGACCGUGUGGGUGCAUGACCUGGGCGUGCCACAGCUCAGCUCCCUCGUCAAUGUCACCAUCAUCGUGGAGGACGUGAACGACAACACGCCGUGUUCCUCUCGAACGCCCUUAACACGUUCUCUGUGGCGGGAGGCCUGGCGUCCCCAGGCGCCUUCUGGGCAGGCGUGGAGGCGGAGGACCGCAGACCAGACCGAGGUUCCAUGCACCGAAUCUCCUUCGAAGUUGUCAGCGGUCAGCGGGGUCCAGCAGCUUCUGCUGCGCUACCAUCCGCACUGGGCCCAGGGCAGUACCGAGGGCAAUACCUGGUCCCUGGACGCCCGACGUGGCGCUGGACUACGAUCGGCCAGUCCGGCGUACUUCAACCUGACGGUGGCAGGCGGAGAAACGGGCACUGGCGAUGCCGCUCAAGUGGUGCCUACCACGGUGCACGGUGCUGUGCUGGACGUGAACGACGAGCCACCCACCCUGGUGCCGGCCAUCAUGCUGCAGGACGUGAGCGUCGCUGAGGACUGCACAGCCAGUGGUCUGCUCACCAACCUGCAGGCCUCGACCUGGCACACCAACACGUUGUCUGCAACUUCCAGGAGCGGGCCUGGCCUGUUACAAGGGCGCGGCGCCUUCGUGGGCAGCGUGGAGGCGGAGGACGCAGACCAGACCGAGGUCCAUCACCGAAUCUCCUUCCAGUUGGUCAGCGGCAGCGGGUCCAGCAGCUUCCUGCUGCGCUCCAUCCGCCUGGGCCCAGGGCAGUACCAGGGCAACCUGUCCCUGGACCCCGACGUGGCGCUGGACUACGAUCGGCUCAGUCCGGCGUACUUCAACCUGACGGUGCAGGCGGAGAACACGGGCACUGGCGAUGCCCUCAACGUGGUGCCUACCACGGUGCAGGUGCUGGUGCUGGACGUGAACGACGAGCCACCCACCCUGGUGCCGGCCUCGCUGCAGGACGUGAGCGUCGCCGAGGACGCCCAGCCAGGGCUGCUCACCACCCUGCAGGCCUCCGACCUGGACACCAACCACUUGCUGCACUUCCAGGAGCUGGGCCUGGCCUGUUACAAGGGCGCGGGGGCUGCGGGCCACGUGUGCCAGGACUGGUUCUACCUGGAGCCCAACGGCUCCGUCUUCCUCAACAGCUCGCAGAUUGACUACGAGGUGUGCGACCUGGCAACCAUCACCCUGCGCGUGGAGGACACACGCACCGAGGAGGGCAACCGCUACAGCAACAAUGCAACGCUGAGGAUCCUGAUCAGUGACGUGAACGACAACAGCCCGGAGUUCCUCCGCAUCAAUGACACCUUCGUUGUGGUCCCUGAGGUCUCCCCCGUGGAUCUGCCAGUGGCUGUGGUCAAGGCCAGAGACGCCGACUCGGGCCCACGCGGAGCCAUCACCUUCAGUAUCUCCAAAGUCCUGUUCCUCCAGGACAACGGGCCCUCCCACACCCUCACCAGUGUCUUCAAGGUGGCGACGACAGCCGAGGGGGACCUCUACAUCGGCAGCAUCCAGGUUGCAAGCAACCUGGAUGGGUCGUUAAAGGGCCGGUACCAGGUGACGGUGGAGGCCAAGGACAGUGGGACACAGUCGCUCAACUCCUCAGCUGUGCUGGACAUCUUCACCGUGGACCAGAGCUACCGGGUCCGGCUGGUCUUCUCAACCUCCGUGAAUGAAGUGCAGGAGAACUCAGACAAGAUCAAAGCGGCUCUGACGGUGGCGACCAGGACGACGGUCUACGUGGCAGUGAUCCAGUCCGAAGCAGAUGUGUUGCAGUCCAGAUCGUCCAGGGCCCAGGAGAAGUCCGUGAUGGAGGCGUACUUCGUGUACAGCAACGGGACGGCCCUGGGGGCGAACGAACUCAGCAUACUGGUCCAGAGCAACUCGCAGGCGCUGAGCGAGCUGAUCCAGCUGGGACUGACCAUUAUCGGCCCCGGGACAGCGGUGGAGCCCAGUAAGGAGAACGAGCUGGUUGGCAUCAUCGCGGGGCUGGUUGGGGGCCUGGUGCUGCUGCUCCUCGUCAUGACGCUGGCCUUGCUGGCCACCAGCCGGAGCUACAGGAGGAAGCUGAAGGCCAUGAAAGCACUGAAGGUGGCAUCCACACUGACAGCCAGCGUGGCCCAGCAGGGGCCAGCCAUCCCGGGGACAAACAAAUACAACGCUGAGGGGGCUAACCCCAUACUCAAUCUCACGCUGGACGCCCCUUCAGACCUGGGCUUUGACGAGGACUCCAAUGCCGACGCCGCCAGCCUUAACUCGCUGGAUGAAAACAUGGUGGAGAACCUGGCGGAGGGCAGCCCUGGUCCCCCGGUGCUGCAGCUGGGCCGGGCGGGGGCUCCGGCGCAGCUGGGCGGCUGUGAGGAGCCCCUGACAGCCGUCCUGCAGGCCCACUGCACGACUCUGGCUAGCGAGCCAGCUCGGCGACCAGGAGACCCCAACAGGGCAACCUUCACCUUCAGCAACCCCUGCCUGGACACCACGGACCUGUGA